Oikopleura dioica is the source of this 1425-nucleotide messenger RNA. The record is from the annotation of a GenBank genome assembly. Lineage: Eukaryota; Metazoa; Chordata; Appendicularia; Copelata; Oikopleuridae.
AUGACACAAACAUCAAAAAAGAGAUCAUCCGACGAAGGAGAAGAUGGUGAUUAUCGCUCCCUAAAGUACUUUGGGAAUAUUCCAGAGGAAAAAAGAUACGAUUAUGUUUCUCUGUCCCUCGAAACUGCUGAUACUUUUGGCCAGGAAAAGGUGCUUGUAAGAGCGACUGUAGUCAACGCGCAUGGCCGGACAGUUCUCGACGAAUUUUGCAUGCCGCAGUCGAAAUACAUCAUUGACAUGCGAACAUGGCACCAUGGAAUCAAAGUCGAAGAGAUCCAAGACGAGCAGUGGGAAGAAGAACUCAUCGACAAGGUUCGCGAGCUGCUGCGCAACAAAAUCGUCGUCGGCUUCAACCUUGAGCCGUAUUUGAAAGUGCUCGGAGUUACAAAGUAUACCUUUACUUUGGGAUUGGAGGCUCCCACUUUGACUGAUCUGGCUGAUGAGCAUUUAGAUAUGGACUAUCCAGCUGAAGAUCACCAUGAUUCAAUUGAAGAAGCCCGGACUGUCAUGAAAAUUUUCGCAAAGGACUUUGAUAAGUGGGAGAAUUCGAAAGAAACGUUGGAAGAAGAGGAAGCUAAGCGAAAGAAAAACUUCAGCCAGGAAGUGAAGAAAGAAGCGUACUACUAUUGCAAGUACUGCGAUGUGGCCAUGAACUCGCGAGACCAGGAAGACGCGCAUCUCGAUGGAAAGAAGCACCGAAAGAAACGAAAGCAGUACAACAAGUUGCACGGAAUCAAGGAUUACUCGCCUCCACCAAGACGAAAGAAGGUUACCCCGCCGAGAUACGACUCCCGAAGCCGUUCUCGAAGCCGAUCGUACUCGUCUUCUAGCUCUCGAUCUCGAUCACGAGGUCGAACACGCGGACGCUAUCGAAGUCGCUCGCGAUCUUACUCCAGCAGCCGAUCUCGAAGCUCCUCGCGUGGCCGAUCCAAAGACCGAGUCUAUGAAGAGUACAGAAAGGAAAGAAAAGAAGUGGCGAAAGACACCGGCAAACCCCAAUACAACAAGUUCGGCGAGCGGAUCAACACACGGGGAUCAUCGCCAGCGCCUUCGAUGAUCGAGAACAUGGGCGGCGCAACACCAGCCGUUCAUCGAUCCCGAACGCCGAAACGAUCUCGCUCGCGAUCGCGAACUCCAAGGCGAAAGACACCGCCCCGGAAAGAAAAAUCGCGCAGAAAGAGGCGGUACGUCAGCUCUUCUUCGAGUGAAAGCGAAGAAUCAGAAAGCUCGGAAGAAUCGAUGGCCAGCGAUGAUUCCAUGGACACGAUUUAUAAUAGAAAGCGCUACUCAAAGAAGAAGAAAGCGAAAGCGAAGAAACAGGAAGAAAGUUCGGAAGAGUCGUUUGCUAGCGAUGAUUCCAACGAUACGAUUUAUAAUAGAAAGCGGUAUGCGAAGAAGAAGAAGUCGAAGAAAUCCAGGAGAUGA